Messenger RNA from Eremothecium cymbalariae DBVPG#7215, 1395 nucleotides. It is a transcript of the gene IXR1, whose product is annotated as DNA-binding transcription repressor IXR1. The transcript has a single exon. The coding region runs from base 1 to 1395 and encodes 464 amino acids. Lineage: Eukaryota; Fungi; Ascomycota; Saccharomycetes; Saccharomycetales; Saccharomycetaceae. The record is from RefSeq and is a predicted model, not a curated record.
AUGAACGUUCCAAAUAUUAGUUCGCCGGAACAACAUCAGGCCCAGGGGCAGCUGCAGCAGCAGCAGGGGCAGCAGCAGGCACCGCAACAUGGGUAUUACGAGGAGGAUCCUAGGCAGCAGGCGGUUGGAGGCGGGCCGGUUAUGGGUGCAGGGACGGCGGUGAAUGCAGGGGCGGGAGGCGGUGGUCCGCAGGGGGCGGGGGCCGGGGGUCCUGUCAAUAACAAUCCUGCGGUGAUGGUUGCGGCGCCCGGGGGGUACUAUAUGACGCCUGCGUAUCCGGGGACGAUUCCGACUCUUCCUCAGCAGAACACGCAGCAGUUUUCAGACGCUAUGUUUAAUUCAUUCCUGGCACAGUUUGGGGGUCAGAGGCAGCAGCAGCAGCAGCAGCAGCAGCAGGCUCAGCAGCAGCAGGCUCAGCAGGCGGUGCAGCAGCAGCAGUAUGCGGCGGCGCAGUAUAUGAAUCAGUUUGCGCAGAGUGUGCAGGGGCAGCCUCAGCAGCAGCAGCACCGCCAGCAGCACCAUCACCAGCAGCAGCAGGGCCAGCAGGGCCAGCAGCCAAAUUCACAGAGGUAUUUCCACGCCGCAAUGGCGGCGGCAGCAGGGGGCCCUGCGAUGCUUGAGUUCCAGCCGCAGUUUACAUAUGCGAUUCCGCCGCAGUCGUCGCUGGCCGCGUCGCAACAGGCGUCUGCGCAGCACCACCAACAGCAGUUCUUGCAGCCAACUUCCCGUUCGGGGUCGCGCGCAGGGUCUGCUCGGCGUGGGCACAACCAGUAUGGGGCCGGGCCAGGUGCGGGGGCGUCAGCGAACCCUGCCCCUCAGCCCAAGAAGAUGAGUACGACGCAGUCGCGGAUUGAAAAACGUAAGCGGUUAAAAAAACAGGGGCCCAAAAGGCCUUCUUCUGCGUACUUUUUGUUUUCCAUGUCGAUCCGCGAAGAGCUGUUAAGACAAUACCCUGAUGCCAAGGUCCCCGAGCUGUCUAAGCUUUCUAGUGCUCGCUGGAAAGAACUCUCGGAAGAGGAUAAAAAACCGUUUUACGGACAAUUCAAGGACAACUGGGAAAAGUACCGUAUUGCCAAGAAGGAGUACGAGGCAACGUUGCCACCCAAGCGCCCUUCCGGCCCUUUCAUUCAGUUUACGUCGGAAUUGCGUCCGAAACUCCUCAAGGAUAAUCCUGACAAGUCCUUGAUCGAGAUUACUAAGCUUGUUGGGGAGCAGUGGAGAAAUCUACCCUCUGAGGAGAAACAGAAAUAUACCGAUGCCUAUAAGCAAAAGUUGAAGGAAUGGGAAGAGUUUUACCCGGAAGACGAUGCUGACGUCACGCCAACCAGCGGUCCUGCAACCUCCGUUCAUACCACAGGUAGCUCCACUACUAUUUCCGUGAACGCUGAACACUGA